Molecule: messenger RNA, 3048 nt
Organism: Emericellopsis cladophorae
Lineage: Eukaryota; Fungi; Ascomycota; Sordariomycetes; Hypocreales; Bionectriaceae
Product: tRNA-specific adenosine deaminase-like protein
Exons: 3
Coding region: 1-3048 (1015 amino acids)
Biological process (GO): regulation of DNA-templated transcription; tRNA wobble adenosine to inosine editing
Cellular component (GO): nucleus; cytoplasm
Molecular function (GO): zinc ion binding; DNA-binding transcription factor activity, RNA polymerase II-specific; tRNA-specific adenosine-34 deaminase activity
Source: RefSeq, a predicted model, not a curated record
AUGACGUUCAUGCAUAAUCUCCCCCAGGGCUUCACCGUCUUCCAGACGCAAUUGGGCGCUCCUUUGCAGUUCAUCCCCGCCCUCGGCACUCAGGAGCUCGACGACAUGGUUAGCAUGUACGUCCCCGGCAGCGCACCUCUGAGCGACAAGCGCGCCACCAUCUCCGUCGACUUCCUCGAGUAUGCGCAGGUCACUGGACAGGCCUUCAAGUUCUACGUCGUCCCCGGCUACGUCGCUGCCUCACCUGCCGAGUCUCCCACCACCGCCUCACUGUCAGCCUCCUCCAUCAGCGCCAGCCCCGUGACAUCGAACUGGGACUGGAGCUCGGUGACCGGCGGUCCUUCGCGUUCCGCCGCCGCAUCCCGCAAGGCGUCCGGAUCGGCAAGUUCGCGCCGCCCUGCCGCGACCACCAGCGACUUUUCGCACCUCCCCGGGAUGAAGAUCCUCACCAAGGACGGUCUGGAUGUGACCAACGCCGCGGCGCGCGGAUCCAAGACCAAGGAGCAGCGCGACCACGCUCACUUGAUGCGCGUCAUCAAGGCCUGCGAGAGCUGCCGACGCAAGAAGGUUCGUUGCGACCCCAGCCACAAGAAGCGUGCCGCCACGACCGCUUCGCAGCCUCAGCAGCCUGUCGUCUCGGGACGGGUCGCAAAGAAGGCUCGCAUCAGCCAGGAGAAGACGGUUGGCCCCAGAGCUACAAACACGCCCUCGGCCACCCCUUCGUCCGAUAUGCUGGCCGCAUCAUCAUUCGACACUGAGCUGGACUGGGAUGCCUUCCUCAAUAUUCCUGAGGCCGAUGGCACCUUGGGCAUGACUGCUACUGGCGACGAGUUCUGGAACGACUUGAGCAUCCCUCACCCCGACGACGAGGAUGACUACAACUUCUUCCAUGACCCUCAAGACGUGCUGUCACAAUCCGUGUUUGGGCACGACGCCUUUGCGACAUCGACUAACAAAUCCUCAUCGGCACUGGGCGAUUCGCUGUCCUCUAUCCGCUCGACAUCAAGCAGCGACCACAGCCCUUCGCUCGACGUGGUGGAACAAUGGUGGUCGCCAGCAUCGAUAGAGGGUGACUUGGGCAGUAGCGGCGAGUUACUGCAGGCCUCGCUGUCGGCCUCGCCCGGCCUCGCCAAGGAUGAAGAGACCUUCACCGCCCCUGCUCCUAUGGCUGGGUCGUUGGUUAGUCUGAAUGUGUGGUCACCCGACCCUGGUUGUGCACCACUGUCGUCACCGUUGCCUGCGCCACUACCUGCAGCAUCGCAGACCAUCCUGGGCGAUAGCUCUGGCCGCUCCGGCGGCCUGUUGUAUUACGCAGCUAUGGCGGUGAUGAGUGCUACGACGAGCAGCAGCAGCGGCAGGAAGCAGUCAAAGUCCCAUCACGGCGUGGCGCAUGGCGCUUUGUCUGGGUCCCUGAGAACAGACGGCUGGCUUGCCCAGCACGCCAGGGCUCAAAUAGCCGCUUUUGCGCUCUUGCAGCGGGUCAAGAUGAAAACAAUAUCGUUGGCAGGCGCCAAGCGUGCGGGCGAGGCAACCACAAAGGCUUUGCGCAAGCUGUUUGGUCGUCAAAACUCGUCAAAGGAAGGAGCAGCUUCGGCCGAGGGGGAAGAGUCCGGGUCAGAGCUCACCCAAGACUCACCCCAGCCUGACAAGCAACUCGCACGGGAUAACCACGACCAUACCGACAUCAGCAGCAAUCCCCAGCCGGCCAGGGACGUGGAACCAGACGAAACCAAUAAUACCAUGGGGGCCGAUCAAAAAGCUCUCCCUCCCAUCGCAACGCCCGGCUUGCGGCAACUGCAGAACAAGAUGGCGGCAUCGCAGCAGAAGCCCACGACUGUUGGCAAGGAGAGCCAGCCACCUGUUCCUGCAUCUGUCGUCAGCGAAGAAUCCCAGCCAUCCGCCCAGCUCAUUGACGAUCUCAUCGAUCACACCAAGCGUCUUGGAGUGGCCGAGGUGCAACAGCCCCCCACCGAAGAGUCCAAGCCCGAGGAAUCAGCCCUUCGGACGCUGACGCCUGAUGAGUUUCUCUCAGAAGAGGAGAGGGCGUACCGAGCGGGUAGAAGGAAACAUCUCGUGUUCAUCGAGGAGGCGCUCGAUAUGGCCCGGCUCGCCCUCAGGAUCAACGAGACGCCCGUAGGUUGCGUCCUUGUUUAUAACGGGCGGAUUAUUGCCCGCGGCAUGAACGCGACAAACGUCACCCGCAACGGCACACGACAUGCGGAGCUCAUGGCGCUCAACGCGCUGCUCUCGAGGCCAGGCAAGACCGGUCCGCUCACGACAUCACUGAAACCCACGGUCGAGCGCAACGACGAAGACAGCGACGACGGCACAUCGACAGCGGCAACACUGCAUUACGAGGGCAACGAGGAUGGCAAGAAGGGACAUUUGUAUCCCUAUGGCCAAAAGGAGAUUCCCGACGAGACCUUUGACCGAAGCAUCAUCAAGGAGUGCAUACUGUACGUUACGGUCGAGCCGUGCGUCAUGUGCGCGUCGCUGUUCAGGCAGCUGGGUAUCAAGAAGGUGUUUUUUGGUGCCGUGAACGACAAGUUUGGCGGCACUGGUGGUGUGUUCAGCAUUCAUGCCAACUCGCUCCCCGUUAGAGAAGAUGGGCAGACGGCAAGUGCGCACCCGGCACCACCUCCUAUGCGUCUACCGGACGGCAAGCAGGUACUGGGGCUGUCAUUCCCGCCUGGUGGUGGAGAUGGCGGCAACGUCGAGCCAGGGUACGAGAUUGAGGGCGGAUGGGGACGCGACGAAGCUGUCGCGCUUUUGAGACGUUUCUACGUGCAGGAGAACGGGCGGGCCCCGGUUCCGCGCAAGAAGGAGGGCCGUGCGGCACGUCUGGCAGCUAUCGAGGGCGGUGAAGUAGACAAUGCCUCGGUCAACUCGGGCUCUGGCGUUGGCGGCAACGGGACGAUGGCUGAUGAGGACGAGGACGAGCGUGUCUCCGGCUAUGGUGUUUCUGGCAAGAAUGGUCCCAUGGAGGACUUGAAUUCGCCGUCUGGUGAUGGAACAGCUCUCGGAGACGCGAGCGCAGGCUGGAAGUAG